This is a messenger RNA of Panicum virgatum (switchgrass), 1050 nucleotides long. Its product is annotated as mitogen-activated protein kinase kinase 10-like. Gene Ontology annotation, molecular function: protein serine/threonine kinase activity; ATP binding. Gene Ontology annotation, biological process: protein phosphorylation. The transcript has a single exon. The record is from RefSeq and is a predicted model, not a curated record. NCBI's taxonomy places the organism in Eukaryota, Viridiplantae, Streptophyta, Magnoliopsida, Poales, Poaceae. Gene Ontology annotation, cellular component: cytoplasm. The annotation marks the transcript as partial.
UUGGCAAUGGCCAAGGGUGCGACCAAGCUGCGAGAGCGCCGACAGCUCAGGCUGUCCGUGCUGCCGCCGGCGUCACCGCCGCCGUUCACGUACCAGGAACACCCGUUCGGCGGCCUGCCGUCCACGCCGACCGGUUCGGUCGGCCCGGUCGUCGAACGCCUCGCGGAGCUCGAGAAGGGGGGCGUCCUCGGCCACGGCGCGGACGGCACGGUCUACAUGGCGCGGCACCGCCGCACGGGCGCGGAGCUCGCGAUCAAGGCGCUGCGCUUGCGCGACGGCGGCGGCGCCGCGCUCCGCGAGGCCUACGUGCACCUCGGUGUGGCCGCCGCGGCGCCCGACCACGCGCAUGUCGUCCGCCUCCACGGCGUCUUCCCUAGGCCCUCCUGCGGUGAUCAGUUCCUGUGCCUCGUCCUUGAGUACGUCCCCAACGGCUCCCUCGGCGACGUGCUCCGGCGGCGCGGCCGCCUCCCGGAGCACGCCAUCGCCGGCGUCGCGCGGUGCGUGCUCCGCGGCCUGCGCCACCUGCACCGACUCGGCAUCGUGCACGGCGACGUGAAGCCGUCCAACCUCCUCGUCGGCCGCCACGGCGAGGUCAAGAUCGCCGACUUCGGCGCCAGCCGCCACGUCUCCAUGCGCGCGGCCGGCGCCGUGGGGACGCACGCGUACAUGAGCCCGGAGAGGAUGGACCCCGAAGGUUUCGGCGCGGCCUCGCCGUUGGCCGCCGUCGACUUCUCCAGCGACGUGUGGGCCCUUGGAGUGGUCCUCCUGGAAUGCCACGCGGGCAGAUUCCCACUUGUGGCGUCCGGGGAGAGGCCGGACUGGGCGGCGCUGGCGGUGGCGGUGUGCAUCGGCGACGAGCCGGAUGUGCCCGUGGCUGCGACGCCGGAGUUCACGAGCUUCGUGCGGCGGUGCCUCGAGAAGGAAUGGCGGAAGAGGGCCACCGUGGUGGAGCUUCUUGAUCAUCCCUUCGUCUCGGGGAAUCCGCCUUGCGGCGCCACCAACGAGUGGCUCGCCAACUUCCAUGGCGAACUGCCAAUCGUGCGGAAAUGA